Molecule: messenger RNA, 779 nt
Organism: Rubroshorea leprosula
Lineage: Eukaryota; Viridiplantae; Streptophyta; Magnoliopsida; Malvales; Dipterocarpaceae
Source: the annotation of a GenBank genome assembly
ACUUUAACCAAAAAAUCUCAUGAAUCUUAAAAAAUAUUUCUUGACUACUCUUGUGAUCCCUUCCAUUAAUUUGUCUCUAUAACUUGGUAUUAACAGAGGUUAGAACCUCUCAAUCUUUUAACUCUAAAUCAAGAUUUUUUAGUAGUUGCGACCCGGACUCAGCUUUUGUUGGUAUUUAUCCGCAUAAAUUAGAUGUCUUGGUAGAUAUGAAUCGUAACCACAAAGAGAAAACGGGAGAAAUAUAAAAUCUUUUAUGGAGUUAUGUAUUGUUUUGUAUGGACAGGGUUCAGCUACUCUGUAGCUCAAGAGAGUGUUGCUGAGUUGAAGAGCAAGGAAGAAUACGAGUCGUGUAAUGUGAGCAACCCUAUCAGGAUGUACACGGACGGUAUCAAUGGCGUCUCGCUUGAUGGAGAAGGAAUCCGCUACUUCAGUAGUAGGAAGCCCGAGAGUUGCAAGAAUGGGCUAAGGCUACGUGUGGAGGUGGUGCCUCGUGAGAGCCCCCAAAACCCAAUUGUUACUUCAAUGGAGAGUUUUGUUUCGGACUUGGCAGCUGCGCCCACAACCCCAUCAGGCUCGCCCCAUCUCUGUGGAAGCCUCUUUUUUCUGUUUGUUGGAGUUGGGCUGUGCUAUCUGUCUAUCUAGUAUGUAGUCUAAUGUUAAAUUCCGAGGAAAAUGGUGUAACAAUUUAUGGGUAUUCACAUUGGGCCCAGUAAUCACUGUUUGUUGGUUUUGCUCCAGCUCAACUGUUUGCGUUGGACUCAUAAAUGUAAGUUAUAAUA